GUGUGUGUGUGGCUGUGGCUCCGGUGGCGGUGGCGGUGGUCGUGCGCUGUUCUCGCGUCUAUGAGCGGCGGACGGUUCGACUUCGACGAUGGCGGCGCGUACUGCGGGGGGUGGGAGGGGGGGAAGGCGCACGGCCACGGCCUCUGCACCGGCCCCCGGGGUCAGGGCGAGUACUCGGGCUCCUGGAACUACGGGUUCGAGGUGGUCGGGGUGUACACUUGGCCGAGCGGCAACACCUACCGGGGCUACUGGUCCCAGGGCAAGCGGCACGGGCUGGGGCUGGAGACCAAGGGCCGGUGGGGCUACCGGGGCGAGUGGACACACGGCUUCAAGGGCAGGUACGGGGUCCGGCAGAGCCCGGCCAGCGGGGCCCGGUACCAGGGCACCUGGAACAACGGCCUCCAGGACGGCUACGGGGCGGAGACCUACGCCGAUGGAGGUACGUAUCAGGGCCAGUUUACAGGAGGAAUGCGGCAUGGCUACGGAGUGCGGCAGAGUGUGCCCUAUGGGAUGGCCACAUUGAUCCGCUCGCCUUUGCGCACCUCCUUGACCUCUCUCCGCAGCGAGCACAGUAACGGGACGGUCCUGCAGCAAGAUGUCUUGGCCGAUUCCCCUGCCGUCGUACCCGUGGCCACCCCCAUCUCUGGUCCGAGCCGUGGUGGCUUCGCCCUCAGUCUCCACCACACGGGAGAGGCUCAGCAGAAACCCAAGAAGAAGGGGUUGUUCCGACGAGGCUCGCUGCUGGGCAAACUGAGGAAGAGCGAGUCUAAGACUUCCCUGUCCAGCCAGAGGAGCAAGCUGAGUUUCCUCAAGAGCGAUGCAGGGCUCAGCUCAGCCGCAAGCGAUGCCAACUCCACCGUCAGCCUGGGCGAUGGUGGUGAGGACUUCCCACCCAUCGAGGCGGACAUCGAUGCCACCACCACCGAGAGCUACAUGGGCGAGUGGAAGAACGACAAGCGCUCGGGUUACGGGAUCAGUGAGAGAUCCAGCGGGCUCAAGUACGAGGGGGAGUGGCACGAUAACCUGAGGCACGGCUAUGGAUGCACCACUUUCCUGGACGGCAAGAAGGAGGAAGGCAAAUACAAGAACAACUUAUUGGUCAAAGGGAAGAAGAAGCAUUUGAUGCCCCUGAGGACCAACAAGCUGCGGGAGAAGGUGGAGAGGAGCAUGGAAGGAGCACAAAGAGCAGCAGCUAUUGCCAGGCAGAAGUCUGAGAUUGCACUGUCCAGGUGUUCCCAUGCAAAAACCAAGGCUGAAACAGCAGACCAGGCCGCACAAGCUGCAAGCAAUGAGUCCAGUAUUGCGAGAGCGAUUGCCAGGGAAUUGUCACCGACCUUUUACCAACCAGGUCCUGAAUAUCAGAAGCGGCGACUGUUACAGGAACUGUUGGAAAGUGAAGCGAGCGUGGAGCAAGCAGACCAGGAACCCCCGUCAAUAGAGGAGCCUCCUCCCACCCCGCCAGAGAGUCCUGGCCUGCACGAGAAAGCCCCAACCUCGAUCGAGUCGUCCCCCGCAGGGACCCCGUCACCAACUCCGAUUGAGACGCCGCCGGAGGUGAGAAAGGUUAAAGAAUCGAACAUCAAGAAGGAGGUCUCCAGCUCCAGCCACCUAAGCCCCGGCAACUGGAACGGGGAGCAGAGUAAAGCCGGGAGCCGUGCAGGCAGUCGACCUAACAGCCGGCCCACCACCCCUUCUGGCGUACUGACGGUGCAGUUCGAGAAUAGAUCAGCCACGAACAGCAGAACUCCAUCCAGGAGCUCGAGUCACCAGAGCAACAGAAGGACACCCACAAAACUGGAGGAGCAGCUUGCGAACAACCAUGAUUUGGACAUAAAGCCCCUGGAGAGGAUCGAAGGCAAAUCGAGAACAAAUCAAACUAGCAGAUCACGAGAGCCUGUUCCAGAGCCCAUUCUGCUCCACCAUCCCCACCAGCUGCAGCACGGUGCUGAACUCCACUCAAACUACCACAGUUACCCUGUGCGGAUGCAGUCAGGGCCACAGCCACUAGAUUUAAUGGAUGACGAAACCCCUGCUCCACCAGUGCCAGCAAAACCUGAAACGCCAGUGAAACCGUCAACCCCGGAGCCCAAACCGGAGGUCAGUAAGGUAAAGGAACCAAAGUCAGAGCCCGAGGUGCAAGAGUUUGCACCGGGCCCCAAACAGGAAAAGCAGCCACAACCCAAGGCCGAGUUGAAGCCUGCGCCUAAAGCAGUCACUAAACCACUAUCGAAAGCAGUGCACAAACCGACAUCAACUGGGAAAGAAUUAGAAGAAGCAUCGAAGUUUGAUCAGGGACCCAAUACCAUUAUGAUUGCCAUGGUUAUGUUACUGAACAUUGGUCUAGCAAUCCUGUUCGUACACUUUCUCACAUGAAACAUGUGGCCAAGACCGAGAAGACGAGUGAUGCAGCACAAACUCUUUACGGUCACGGGAGAAGCCCCCACGACAAUUUUCCUGCUGGGAAUCUAGGAAGAGGGCUUCGGGGAAAGUUGUCGUUCAUCCUGCAAGAUGUCACCUGCAGAACGGUGCAAAGACUGAAUCCAGUGCUGCAGGCUAGAUCUCCCUGAUCUGUUUUCCAUCACCAGUUUGUGCCCUACAUCUUCCAUCAAUGAGACACAUUGGAAGUUGUAGAACUGACAUGAUUGUGUUUAUCUAAACUAACAGCUGCCUUACAUUUUGCUAGCCAGUGUUUAUCCUGCACAGGAUUGUGCUUGUUUCUCGAAUUAUUCUAUUUGUACAAAUAGACAGGCGUUGGAGAUGGGUGUGUGGUGGUGAGGGGGAAUGGGGUUGGAGAUGGGAUGGGGGUGUGGCGAAGGGAUUAACAAGAGACGAAUAGAGAGCGAAAAAAAUAUGAUUCUUAUGGUUUUAUUUCGUAAAGAGAAAAAAGAAUAAGACUUGCGAAUCGGCUCAUAGUGAUCUAUGGCACAUAUUUUUAUAGUCUGAGAAUUUCUUUUGAUGGGUCAAACUGAGUAAAAGAAAAGAAAAUCCAAUACGGAUAAUAUUAAUGUACAUACAUUACGCCGUGGCCUAACAAAGUUUGGAGAUUCUGUCCUAAAACUCAACCAUGGCUCAACUUUUAGUGCAUUCAUAGAUGGUUUUAUAUGUUGGCUCGGAAAAUAUUGGUCUGCAUUGGAUUUUUAACACAUUUUACUCUCAGUGUAUAUUACUAACCUGAAGGGUGGUAUGAUUCAUGCUUGUUGCAUGUUUGCUUUAAGAUAAGCUGUUUUUAACCCUAUUCUACCAUCUUAUGGUACUUUAAGAGCACUCAACCCAUAUUUAGCAACUUUGUCAUAAACUGAGAUGAAAAGGAAAUGCACAAUUUUUUGAAACAAUUUUCGGAAACAGUUUUAAAACUAGUUGAGGAACAUUUAAAAUUCCCCGAAGGCCGGCCCUUUCUUGCGGCAACUUUUUUCUAUGUUUUGAAAGCCAGAACAGUGACAGAUAUUUCUAUACCCACACUUUGUAGCUAUAUAUUUUUGAAAAGGACAUUGGCCGCAUUUUGAGGAGCUGUAUGCCAUUCGAGCUGCUGAUCACAUAUAAACAAUGGAAUUUCAGCCCCUCAUGUCCAGCAUAAAAAAAAACAGUAUUUCUGCCAACAUAGUUGAAGAGUUAAUCAGCUUAAAACAACGGUAUCAUGCAAUAGAGUUUAACAAUAUAAAUUGCUUGCAACAAGUAGUGUUUUCCUUUUCUUGUGUGCCAAUGUAAGAGGUAAUGAUGAUCUGUUUUUCCUUCUUUUUCUGCAUGUAUGCACUUUGUAGAGUGUUUUCAUAGUUUUUUUUAAAAAAGCUUGUUUUAUCUAUAACCAGGUAUGGAUGCUGUUGUACGGGAUUAAAAAAAAUAUUCAGGGCUGUUUUUUUUUGGCUUUGUAAGAUUUAUACAAAAAAGAGAUAAAAUUACCUCACAAGUGCAUGCUUUUCCAAAAUAUGAAUUGAAAAUGUUUAUUUAGUCUUUUUAUGUCUUAUGACAAUGUGAAUCAUUUAGCCAGUGAUGAACAAUUCCUGUGCAGGUAAUUAUUCAUUUCUAUAAGUGUUAUUGAAUGCUGUCUGAUCAAAGCAUUAACAUUUUUUCAGGAA
Molecule: messenger RNA, 4073 nt
Organism: Callorhinchus milii (elephant shark)
Lineage: Eukaryota; Metazoa; Chordata; Chondrichthyes; Chimaeriformes; Callorhinchidae
Gene: jph2
Product: junctophilin 2
Exons: 6
Coding region: 61-2373 (770 amino acids)
Cellular component (GO): plasma membrane; junctional membrane complex; endoplasmic reticulum membrane
Source: RefSeq, a predicted model, not a curated record